AAAAGGAAAUGUAAUUAAAACUAAAAUUAAAAUCAAUUGAAAUUAACUUUUAGAUUGAGGAAGAGCAAUAGUCACUUUUGCUGUUUCAGAUUAUGGUAUUUUCUCACAGGACAAACAGUGGAAAAGUUAAGAAACUAAAAAAGAGGAAAAGAAAAAGUAAAAACAAAUUGUAAGAAUUGAGGAGUAAGGUAGGCGUGAGAAGUAAACGUGAACUAUAAUCGAAUGGAGCCGGUGCGCUGUUUGGGUCUCCUUUUUCAUCGUUUUCAACCAUCGCUGUAUGCUUUAUUGGGGGUUUUUAAUUGUGGCAGUCAGGUAUUUUCCUGGGAUUUGACUUCUUCCUCUAACUAGAUCAUUGCGCUCAGACAACUUCCUGUGUCAAUGGGAAUUCAAAAGAUUGGCCGUCAUUUGGGAAGCAGUAAAAGUUUUUCCUUACCAAUUGGUGACGACAAGGUAAUGGAAGAUAUCCCUUUCUUGGGGGCAGAUUUGGGAGAUGAUUCUGAUGAUUGUGAGCUCACUGAGUUGCACUGUGAACUUGGCAUGGUGGAAGGUCAGCUGUUCAGCAUUCCAUAUGAACUCUAUGAUCUGCCAGAUUUGAGGGAAAUAUUGUCUUUAGACACAUGGAAUUCUUGUUUAACAGAGGAAGAGAGGUUCUACCUUUCUGCUUACCUUCCAGAUAUGGACCAGCAGACUUUUGGUUUGACUAUGAAGGAGCUUUUUGAUGGCAGUGAUCUAUUUUUUGGGAAUCCCUUGGAUGUUUUCUUCCAUAGAUUGAGAGGUGGAUAUUAUCCUCCAAAAGUAUCUCAAUUCAGAGAAGGUUUGCAGUUUAUACAAAGGACAAAGUAUUAUUAUUUUUUAAGAUCAUACCAUGACAGGAUGACACAAACGUUCACAGACAUGAGAAGGUUGUGGGAUCAGUGUGAGUUGAGCUUGGGUGUUGAGGAAAGGAUCUCUAUGUGGACAAAAAGGAGAAAACAAAGAGCCAUCAAUUUGCUUGAUCUUAACAAAUUUCCCAAGGAUGAUCAUCCAUUGAGUGAGGAGUUUAGCUUGGACAUAAAGGAAAUGAAAUCAGUGGAAAGCAAGAGACAAAAGGAAGAUUUGCCCGCUCUAUCUGCCAAUGGAAUGAAACCUGUUGCUCCAAACUGCAGAGGGAAGGGGGUUCUCAAGAUGAAGGCAUCUGGGAAUGGCUUAUUACCAAACAGCAACCAAAGAGUAACAGGCAGUGAUUUUUCAGAGAAAUUUCGAUCUGUGCCCAAGGGAGUGUUGAAAAUAGUACCUAAAGUUCCUUCUGUCUGGUUGGAACAAUCAGAGAAGGUUCCUAGAGGAGUACAGCCAUCAUUUCCAGGCAGGACUCCAGGUCCUUUUGAUUUUAAGUUUUCUUCACUGCCAGCAUAUUUGCAGUUUCCAGAUACAGCCAGCCUUUAUGAAUUGCCACUUCUAAGGCAGAAUGUUGAUGGUAGCAGAACUCAUUCAACUUUAAAUCAACAACCUCAGUGUUUGUUGAAUCAGCAGGGAAGUACUAUGAGAAGCAAAUAUCAAUCAGACAGCUCUGCCAGAAUAAUAGAGGGGCAAAUAGUUCCCCCUUCAGAUGACAGUUCUUUUUUUGGACAACACAAAUUUUUUGCUGGUAAUGAGAGAAGGAAUCUUGAUGAGGAUGAUAAGCUGGCAGUUGAUCCAAGGGUAAGGAUGUUCACCUAUGGUGGUGAAAGUCUCCGGCCAAAUUUGCAGAAAGGAACUGAAGACUUUUCCCAGAGAUCCUUGGAAGCAUUUCCAUUUGACACUCAAUAUCAUGGCGAGGACCGGCACAUGGCGCUCGGGAAAGAAAAGUGUAUUAUUGUCUAUCCGAGAGUUCCAGAAGCAGUUUACAGAACUUCAGCCCAUGAUAGUUGUAAGCAGGAGAAUAUGAUGGUUGCUUCUUCAAAUACAAUGAGAGGUGAGAGUGACAUCAUUAGCAACAGAUCAGAGAAGCUAUUAAGUAAAUCCAGUGUCUUGGAGAGGUUUAAAGAUGAAGCUGUGCUUCCUUUGACAUACAAGCGAAGAAAGGGUCUAUCCAAGAUCAGUUCAGUGGACACCGGCAGGAAUGUAACAGCAGGAGCUGAUCUGAGUUCUAAUCAACAUUUGGGAGAGGGUUCAAAAGCAGUGAAGAUAAAAUUGACAAGGUUUAAAGAUAUGCCCAUUAACAAGUAACCGUGAAAAAACACGUCUUGGACUUGAAAAGAAGUAGGUAUUCUUACUCGGUAUAAAAUUUCAUUCUAUGGUUUUCAUAAAAUCAAUCUGUAUUAUAUGCUUCUCAAAUAUGUAAAUGAAAGUAUAGUGGUAAAGGAACAUUCCCAUCUUGAGGAUAAUCGAAUUGGCGCCAAGAUAAUCCAUGUUGGUGGUAUGCACUCAUGAUUCAUUUUCUA
Ricinus communis (castor bean) is the source of this 2399-nucleotide messenger RNA. RefSeq lists its product as uncharacterized. Lineage: Eukaryota; Viridiplantae; Streptophyta; Magnoliopsida; Malpighiales; Euphorbiaceae. Gene Ontology annotation, cellular component: Ino80 complex. Bases 379 to 2184 code for a protein of 601 amino acids. The transcript has 2 exons. The record is from RefSeq and is a predicted model, not a curated record.